Lindgomyces ingoldianus is the source of this 507-nucleotide messenger RNA. RefSeq lists its product as uncharacterized. Lineage: Eukaryota; Fungi; Ascomycota; Dothideomycetes; Pleosporales; Lindgomycetaceae. The record is from RefSeq and is a predicted model, not a curated record. The transcript has 4 exons. The coding region runs from base 1 to 507 and encodes 168 amino acids.
AUGAACUAUCUGACUACGAUGGCACUGAUCAUUGACGUAAGGGAUGAGUGCUUCGAAGAGCUGCAAGCUGAAGGAAUCGGAUGGGACCUAUCGAAGAGCUGCACACAUCUUAUUAGAAAACCAGAGAGAGAACCGCGACCAGGGAAACCAACCCACCGUCCUAUCAUAGAGAAUUCUACAGAUACAGGUGGCGAGUUCCCAAUAUUCUCAAGAUCAGUAAGACUCACAACGUGUCGGCAGAGAACAUACCGUAUUCGAAAUAUUCAAGCUGCUAUAUGCCAUCUGGACUACGGUGAAAGCCUCUCUAGUCUGGACAGCCCCCAAUCAGAUGCAAGAGAAGAAUGUCAUGAUAAUCUUGAACAGAUGAACCGUGCUCUACCAAAACCUGAACAAACCGCUGAGUUCCCAGCCGCCGCAAAUCACUGGCGGCAGGCUAGCCUCACGGUCGAGAAAGUAGAGCUCCCGAGACUGGAAUUUAUUCGUGUUAACCAACUAUGCUACCGCUAG